Molecule: messenger RNA, 2036 nt
Organism: Calidris pugnax (ruff)
Lineage: Eukaryota; Metazoa; Chordata; Aves; Charadriiformes; Scolopacidae
Gene: NUP43
Product: nucleoporin 43kDa
Exons: 8
Coding region: 25-1149 (374 amino acids)
Cellular component (GO): nuclear pore outer ring
Molecular function (GO): protein binding
Source: RefSeq, a predicted model, not a curated record
AGCGGGCGCGCGGCGGGGGCGGCCAUGGAGGAGGUGUGCGCCAAGUUCGUCUCGCAGAAGAUCAGCAAGACCCGCUGGCGGCCCCUGCCCGCCGCCGCCCUCCAGCCCCCCGACCUCUUCGCCACCGGCUCCUGGGACAACGAGGAUAACAGGAUCUCCGUUUGGUCCGUUGGAGACCUUGGAAAUGCGGGCCUCAAUGGUGAAUAUCAAGGAGAGCCUCAGCUGCUGUGUGACAUCAGGCACAACGGUGAUGUUAUGGACAUGCAGUUUUUGGAUCAAGAGAGAAUUGUGGUGGCUUCAUCAACAGGAACUGUAACUGUAUUCCGUCAUCAUCAAAAUAACCAGACUUUAUCUGCCAACCAUCGGUGGGAGAAAGCCCAUUAUCAUGUGGAUCAAGACACAUCUUGCAGUGGAGCAGCAUGUACUGGAGUCAUCUGCAACAAACCAGAAAUUGUCACUGUGGGAGAAGAUGGUAGAAUUAAUCUCUUCAGAGUUGACCAAAAGGAUGCAGUAAGAACUAUAGACAAUGCAGACAGCAGUACGCUCCACGCAGUGACUUACCUUCGCACAACUGAGAUCUUGACAGUAAAUUCAAUUGGACAGUUGAAAAUAUGGGACUUCAGACAGCAGAAAAAUGAGCCAUCUCAAAUAUUUUCGUUGACAGGUGGCCGAGUUCCACUGCACUGUGUGGACAGGCACCCCAACCAGCAGUACAUCGUGGCCACGGGGGGCCAGGAUGGGAUGCUGAGUAUAUGGGACAUCAGGCAGGGCACCGUUCCAGUGUCCCUGCUGAACGCUCAUGAAGCAGAAAUGUGGGAAGUUCACUUCCAUCCCUCCAACCCCGAUCACUUGUUUACAUGUUCUGAAGAUGGAUCUCUUUGGCACUGGGAUACUUCCACAGAUGUAUCUGAAAAACCGUCUUUUCUUCAUCAAGGAGGAAGAAGUACAACCUAUUUUCCCCACAAUACCAUUAACCAGUCUGUAGUAAGUGCCUGGCUAAGCAACGAUCCUACCAAAGACCGCAUGGAAAUCACCAAUUUAAUUCCAAAUCAGACUUUGUCUGUCAAUAGUUUAGAUGUUUUAGGACCAUGCCUAGUAUAUGGUACUGACGCAGAGGCUAUUUACGUGAACAGACAACUUUUUGCAUGAAACCCACUCCGGUAUCCCUUUGAAGUACUGAGCGCCCUGAACUACUGGGAAAUGUCAGAUUAAUGACUUUAAUGACUUUAAUCUGUUAUCAGCAUGCGGGGGAGAAGCCUACAGCUUGCUGCUGGUACUGCAGAAGAAAUGUAAGGUGCCGCAGGUUCUGACAGCUGUCACUUGUUAUUAAUGUCAUUAUUGAUGCUCCGGGAUGGGUAGCUGAACAAACUUACAUGUAAGCUUGCUCUUGCUGCUUCCUCGGUACCGGUUUGGUUUUGGUAAGCAGGAAGGCAGCCACUAGGGCAAGGUAAAACUGAUGUCCAUAUACACUCACGUGCAAAGGGAAGAGAAAGCAAACCCCUGAUUUUUAUUUCCUCAUCCCCAAAGGUAUUUUUCAAGUAUUAAUUCCAAGGCCAAACUGUGGGGUUCUUUGAAAUGCUUUUUAUGUCACCUAAGAGAGAGGUUUUUUUUUUUUUUUUUUAAGCCAAAUUGUUUUUAUAUAUUUAGGGGAACAUAACUUUUUAUUUUAAUUCAUGAGAAUUGGAACAGAAAACUGCUAAGCUGUAAAAUGUGAAAGGUUCUCCAGGAAUCUUAGCAUUUUAGUAACAUUAUUUUGGAUUAUUUACAGCUUCAUCAUCAACACUGCAUGUUAAGACUCGGUAACGCUCAACAGAAAGGUGGUUUUUAUAGUUAAGAUGUCAUAAUUGACAGAUGCGUUGGCUGUGUUUUUGGGUGUGAGAAUAACUUUCUAAACUUGAGACAUAGCCUGUCACAAUCAAAAUUUUGCAUCUGGCCUGUUGCAAUCUUGGAAAUGGUUAAAUUUCAUUAUUAGUGUUGUAUCUACCUUUCAUUGCAGAGAACCCUUUCUCUUUUUAAUAAAAAGUUUUGCACAAGAA